Molecule: messenger RNA, 3383 nt
Organism: Pogona vitticeps (central bearded dragon)
Lineage: Eukaryota; Metazoa; Chordata; Lepidosauria; Squamata; Agamidae
Source: RefSeq, a predicted model, not a curated record
GAAGUGACUUUUAGCAGCGGAGCGGCUUCCGGGCACGGUGCGGGUUGCAUCAGCUUAUGAGGUAGAGUCGUGCUCAGUAGGACUCUGAGGAGGAAGGGGAAGCGUUGGCAUGGCAGCAGCCGCUUCUGACUACCAUUGUAUUCUGAGCAUUAGUGAAGAGGAAGCCAGGUUGAAGGCUCUGAAUGAGUACCUCAGCACUCGUAGUUAUAUCCAGGGGUACACAUUUUCACAUGCAGAUGUGGAAGCUUUCAGACAGCUUUCCGGCCCACCUGUGGACCAGUAUUUCCAUGUGGUUCGUUGGUACAGGCACAUAGAAGCAAUCUAUGAUGGCAGCAGUGAAAAACAUGACUCCUGUAAACUCCAAACAAGAAUGUUGUGUGAGAACUGUAUUGUAGAUUUCAAUUUCAGUAAAAGCAAGCGUACCCAACCUCCAUGGUCUCCACCCCAAGGAACACCAUUGCCCAAACUCUGCCUGUACAACAGUCUCACUCGGAGUAAGGAUGUAUUUCAGCCCCAAAAUGGCAACAUAGUGAAGUGGUAUUGCUGUGGUCCAACAGUGUAUGAUGCGUCCCACAUGGGACAUGCAAGGUCGUACAUCUCAUUUGAUAUACUGAGAAGAGUUCUUAAAGACUAUUUCAAGUACAACAUCUUCUACUGUAUGAAUAUUACAGACAUAGAUGACAAGAUUAUAAAAAGAGCAAGACAAAACUAUCUCUUUGAACAAUAUACAGAAAAGAGGCCAUCAGCAGCACAGCUGCUUGAAGACGUCCAGACUGCCUGUAAGCCUUUUUCAGCUAAGCUCCAAGAAACCACUGACCCGGAUAAGAAACAGAUGCUAGAAAGAAUUCAAACUGCCGUGAAGACUGCUGUGGAACCUCUAGAAAAUGCACUGCAAAAGAAACUUGCUGAAGGAGAAGUCAGUAAACAUGCAGAGGUGUUAUUGCAAGAAGCAAAAGAUAUACUUUCUGAGUGGCUGGAUGCAAAAUUGGGCAGUCAGGUGACUGACAACUCUAUAUUUUCCAAGCUUCCCAAAUUCUGGGAAGAAGAAUAUCAUAAAGAUAUGGCAGCUCUCAAUGUAUUACCUCCAGAUGUCUUAACACGUGUUAGUGAAUAUGUACCAGAAAUUGUUGACUUUGUUCAAAAGAUUGUCAAUAAUGGAUAUGGUUAUGUGUCCAAUGGAUCUGUCUAUUUUGACACAAUAAAAUUUGAUGCCUCUGAAAAGCACUCCUAUGCUAAGCUGGUUCCUGAAGCUGUGGGGGAUGAGAAAGCACUUCAGGAGGGUGAAGGUGACUUGAGCGUCUCGGCAGAUCGUUUAAGUGAGAAGCAUUCUCCCAAUGACUUUGCUUUGUGGAAAUCCUCCAAACCAGGAGAGCCUUCAUGGGAUUCUCCAUGGGGGAAGGGCCGUCCAGGCUGGCAUAUUGAAUGUUCUGCAAUGGCUGGAUCCCUUCUAGGAGAGUCAAUGGACAUUCAUGGCGGAGGCUUUGAUCUUCGAUUCCCUCACCAUGACAAUGAGUUAGCACAGUCUGAGGCAUACUUUGAAAAUGACCAUUGGGUUCGCUACUUCCUGCACACGGGGCACUUAACGAUUGCUGGUUGUAAAAUGUCCAAAUCUUUGAAAAACUUUAUUACAAUAAAAGAUGCCCUGAAAAAGCAUACAGCUCGACAGUUACGGCUGGCUUUUCUUAUGCAUUCUUGGAAGGAUACAUUGGACUAUUCAAGCAAUACCAUGGAGUCUGCUAUUCAGUAUGAGAAAUUCAUGAAUGAGUUCUUUUUAAAUGUGAAAGACAUCCUUCGGACUCCUGCCGAUGUGACAGGCCAGUUUGAAAAAUGGGAAAACCAGGAAAUAGAGCUGAAUAAAAGUUUUUAUGACAAGAAGGUAGCAGUGCAUGAAGCAUUAUGUGACAACAUCGAUACACGAACAGUCUUGGAAGAAAUGCGGUCAUUGGUCAGUCACUGCAAUUCCUAUAUUGCUGCAAAGAAGACCACUAGGCAAAUGCCAAACAGAUUGCUGCUAGAAACUAUAAGCAUCUAUCUGACACAGAUGUUCAAGAUCUUUGGUGCUAUAGAAAGUGAAGAGUCUAUUGGGUUCCCAGUUGGAGGAAGUGGUCAAAAAAUAAAUCUCGAAACGACUGUAAUGCCAUAUCUACAAAUUUUGUCUGAGUUCAGAGAAGGUGUAAGGCAAAUUGCCAGAGAAAAGAAAGUGUUUGAAGUUCUGCAACUUUGUGAUUCUCUUCGAGAUGAUAUCCUUCCUGAGCAUGGAGUUCGGUUUGAAGAUCAUGAAGGACUUCCAACUGUGGUCAAACUAGUGGACAGAGACACCUUGCUGAAAGAAAGAGAGGAAAAGAAAAAGAUUGAGGAAGAGAAGAAAAGAAAGAAAGAAGAAGCAGCUAGAAAGAAACAAGAACAGGAGGCAGCAAAACUGGCAAAGAUGAAAAUCUCACCAGGAGAAAUGUUUAAAUCAGAGCAUGACAAGUAUUCCAGAUUUGAUGAAAAUGGGUUUCCAACCCAUGACAUAGAAGGCAAAGAACUCAGCAAAGGUCAGAUGAAGAAACUAAAGAAACUCUAUGAAGCACAAGAAAAACUGUACAAGGAGUACCUUCAGAUGUUUCAGAAUGGAGUUGCAAACUGAGAAGAAAAUUUGGACACCUUGCUUCUUAAAUAAAUGCAACAGUUGAAUUGUCUUUCUGGGGAUAAUGAAUUUUUAUUGGGCAUAGACUUUCCAAUGUGCAAAGCUCAAAAUAAAUGACCUAAAUCUGUUGGCUGAAAUCCAGUUGAAAACAUAGGUCAGUGUAAACCCAUCAAGGUAGAUUUCAGCUGUGAAUUGGCACAAGUUAAGAAGUCAACAUAGACAUUUGCGAUCAUGUUCUGAGUCACACAGCAACAAAUGUCUAUGCUAACUUCUUAACUUGCAGCAGUUCACAGUUGAGAGUUACGUGGAUUGACUUAGGCCAGUGGGCAUAAAGAGCAUUCUGGCCAUUAUCUGUUUUUAUACGUUCAGAAAUUUUGUUACUUUGUUCGUAUACAAAUGUUCUGUGAUACAAAUGGCAAGCUGCAAUAAAUUAGCUGCUCUCCCCCUUCUGAACAUGUUGCAUGGUCAGUAGCUCCUUCAUUUUAAAAUGUGCAGUGCAAUCUCUUAUGUGUUUCUUCAGAAGUAAGUCUACAGAGUUCAGUCUUGUAGUAAGUGUUCUUAGAGUUGUAACCAUAGCUCUGAGUUUGGAAAUUUGGAACAUUAGCAUAGCUUUCUUUUGCAAAUAUAGGAGAGUUGUAAAUAACACUAAACAGAAGUUAAGAGACUCAAGGAAGGGCAAGUAACUAUUUUCUUAAAGUAAUAACCUCAAAUCUUACUUCAGAAAUUAUACUUUGAUUAAAUGCAAAGGAACUAC